GAUGUGUGUAAGCUGCCAAUCAGAUUAAAAAAAAAAAAAUACUCUUCAGUUAAAGUAAAAUAUUAUCCACCAAAGAUAUGUCACAAACAUAGGUACAAAUAUUACUAGUAUGUGAUAUUUAUUGGUUUAAUAUUUUUUAGAGUGAAAUUUUUGUAAAAUUGAAUUUUUUUAAAGCAUACCUAUAUUCUAAUAAUUGUAUUUUAAAAGCGAUAUAAACAAAAUUUUAAUCCUGACUGUACUACUUAGUGAAAACACGGCCUAUUUCACUCACGUUUUUAUAUUAUGAUAUUUGAACAAGACGCGCCUCAGAAAACUGGAACUUUGGGGCAAGUGAAACUUCACUGCGACUAUUUACAAAAAUGAGGAAUUACAAUUUUAAAUAUAUAUAUAUAUAUAUAUAUAUAUAUAUAUAUACAUAUACAUACAUAUAUAUAUAAAUAUAUAUAUAUAUAUAAAUAUAAAUCAUAUACACGUGUGAUUAUAUACACACGCACACACACACGUAUAUAUAAUAUAUAUACAUACAUAGUUAGCAGAACAUAAUUUCUUUUCCAGGUACAUUCUUCACCACGGUUUUUGUACUUUGUACUAACUAGUCUUCAGUAAGCUUUAACAGGCCCAUCAUACAAACAAUAAACGUGCAUUUUAACCCAAAGCACAGGUUACAAUACAUUAUCACCUUUUCCACGAAAUGUAACAUUUGAAUGUCAUUGUUUGUUCUGUUUAGCUUAAGUGCGUUUUUUUUUAAGUAGGGAUUCAUUGUUCUACUCAUCGACAGUUUCUGUGUUUCUAUUCCAGAAAAAACAUGGUCGGGAACCACUUUUUAGGCUGGGAUCGCCAACGGUCCGCUGAAUGCAAGACAUAAGCGAAGUUCUGCGAAAGGAUUAUAGCAUCUGGGUGGCGUUUGAUGCGCUUCGUUCCCCCGCUGGAUUUGGAAUUAUCCGUUUUCUGCAUAAUGGAAGGCCGGGAUUUCGCUCCUCCGCCCCAUCUCCUGUCUGACCGCGGCGCGCUGGUGCACCGCGCCGCUUCUCGGAUUGCUCCUACCGGCCACGGCUCCGUACAGCAUCCCGGUCAUUUUCAGCCUGGAAAAUACUAUCCGUCCCCGAUACCCAUGGCUCCGCACUCAGGCAGCGGGCUGAUGGGAAACUCCUCGGCCUCCUUCAUGGGGACGUUCCUGGCCGGGGGCCUGGGUUCCCCCCCCUCACAUGCGCCCCAUCCCUCGGGACCCCCGUCGUCGCCCUCCUCACCCCCCUUCCGUGGGGGACCCCACUCCAGCGCCUCCCAGAUCUGGUUUCCCCACUCUCAUGAAGCCGCCCCUGGGUACCCCCGCUUCUCUGGGAGCCUGACUCCUACCUUCCUUCCCAUGAGCCACUUGGAUCCCCACGGCAACAGCAGCGUUCUGUACGGCCAGCAUCGCUUCUAUGACCCUCAGAAAGAUAACUUCUAUCUCCGAAGCCUCCCGUCCCAGCCGCCCCUCCUCUCGGCCAAUCAUAGCUUCCCGCCCAUCUCGCGGACCGCGCCGGGACACCCCUUGGGCUCCUGCAGCAGGGAGCGGGACCCGGGGGGUGGGGGUGGGGGCGGCCCCCAGAAGAGCUUGAAGGAGGGGGUGCCAGCAGAGCGUGGGGGCCUGCUGAGCACGAAGGACAGGGACCGGUCAGGCGGUAAGCAGGAGGCGAAGGACAGGCUGUCACAAGGCCUGCAGCUGCCCGCGCAGCCGCCCCUCCAGCACCACCCGCAGCACCACCCCCACCCACCGCACCUCCAGCACCCCACGUCCCUAGAGGAGGACAGCAGCCGGCAUAAGGAGGACGGCCUCCCCAGGGCCAAGCAGCUCAGCGCCUGCCUGCUGGGCGCCAAGAUGCACAACGGGGAUGUGGGGGCCUGUGCCACGGGCCCCCUGUCCAGCUGUGGGGGGGCCCAAGGUCGGCAGGGGGCCACCGGGGAGAGGAGGGAGCUGCCCGACUGCCUGGAAAGGGGUCAGGUGCUGCACCACGCCAUGCCCUACUCCAUGGCGCCCCCUCUGGCUGGGGGGGGCAACACAGGAGGCUUCCACUGCCUGCCGCUGCAUCCCAGUCACCCCCACCAUCCGCAUCACCCUCACCACCACCAUCACCACCACCAGGAGUUCUACUGCCCACCCCUGCCUGCCCCACACGUACACAACAAGGGACACGCCGGCGACGGUGGCCACGAGCUCAAGGUGACGGGCCCCACCUUUGUGCCAUCUGUGGGGCACCUGGGCGACAAGGGCGGGGGGCCGUUCCAGCUUGGGAACCCCGGGUGCCGGGGGGUAGGCGGCGGCAGCGUAGGCGCCAAAGACAAGGUGGCAGAGAAGGGUGGGGCCAGUACUGGGGGUGGGGCACUGAGUAGCUGUCAGAGGAAACAACAGCAGCAACAGCAUACGUACGAGAAGGCUGACAAGGCACCGGAUUGGCUGCAGAACCAGCACCAUCACAUCCUGCAGCAGGCCCAGCUCCCAGGCCGCGGCCGAGGCGGGGACUGCGUCAAUGGCGCUGACGUGGACGUCUUCCGGCCCUCCCUCCCCCAGGGGGCCAAGGGCGGCCCCUCAAGCAAGAGCGGGCCCUACAUCGGCACCCCCCCCUACCGUGACUGCUCCCAUUCAAGCUCCACCCAACCCACCCGGCCCCAGGAAGGAAAGGGCAGCGGGGGGGCCGGGUGCACGUCUCGGGAUAGCCAGAAGGUGGCGCGCAUCCGGCAUCAGCAGCACGCCCGACCCGACCUGGGUCCGGACGGGCCGGAAGCCAAGCGGAAGCCGGACAUGGCGUCCUUCGCUUAUGGAGCACAGCCGCCUCCCCCUCUGCCGCCGCUGCCGGCGUGGCCUGUGCGCUCCCUCUGCAUCCCGGCGGAGGAGGAACAGCGGAAGGGCUACAGGGACCCCUUCGGCAGGGGGGCGCUGCGGCAGGCGGAGCAGCAUCUGGGGAUGGCCCCCCCAGAGACGCAGGGGCCGGAGGGGGAGGACAGUGCCAUGAAGAGUCUGUUGCAAUACAGCAGCCAGCAGCAACCCCUCCUGCUGGCGCACAAGAGCCCUUUUGGUGGCCUCGGCUGCCUCCAGUCUGCCCCGGGGUGUGUGGCUGAGGGCGGGGCCCGUUUCAGCGGGGGCGGGGCCCGGAGCAGUGGGGGUGGGGCCAGCUGCGUCCUGCAGGAGGCAAAGCAGAUGCUGCCACCCAGGAAGGGUCCACCUGCUGACAGCGACCGGACUGACUGCGGCGGCGGGGGCGGGAUCAGAACUGGCCGGGAGCCUGGGGAAGCCCCGCCCACCACCGGGGAAGGGGAGGUGCGGCAGCCGCCGGUGGGCAUCGCGGUCGCUGUGGCGAGGCAGAGAGAGCCGCCAUCCUGCCAGCCCUUGGAUGGUCAUCCGGGAAAUGCUCGUCAGGGCAGGGUGAUGCCCGGGAUGAAAGGCCUGCCGAGGCCGGUGUUCCCGCUGGACCGGGAUGCAGAAGAGGAGCGGAAGCGGAUGUGUGAGGAGCCGCUGGGCCUGGCCGGCCUGGACCGUGAGCGGGGGGUGCUCCUCAGGGACAACAAAGAACGGGUCGAGUUUGCCAGGAUCCACCCCUCCAGCAGUUGCCAUGGCGACCUCACCUCCCACCUCAUGGUGCCGAGCGGGACCUCUUUACAGGCCAGCCAAUUAGGGGCCGACCCUACUGCACACGCCCACCCUCCUCAUCACCAUUGGAUGCCACGGACGGGAAGUCCAUCCUUAUGGAUGACGGGACAUUCUUAUGGGAUCAGCCACGCGGCCCUGCACCAGAACCUGCCCCCGGGCUUCUCGGCGGCCAUGCCCAGCCCCCUCCAGCCAGUUCUCCCCCUCCCCCAGGAUCCCCCCACGCAACUGGUGGUGCUGCCCGGGGAGCCCGCCACGCACCACUUGGAUGUGAUGGACCAGCCCAGUCUGUGGCCCCCUGUUUACGGGCCCCGGGUCCCCGCCUCUCACAUGCAGCACCCUGCUGUGUACUCUCGCUCCCAGUUUCUACGGCAACAGGAGCUGUACGCUCUGCAGCAGCAACAGCAGCAGCAGCACCGGACGACGCAGGUCACAGAGCUGCAGCACCGGAGCGGCCACAGCCAGAGGAAGAUGGGGGACCCUCAUGUGGAGGUGGACGACCUGCUGUCAGAGCCCAGGACCCCCAAACCCACCAAGCCCUUCUCCCUCACCCCUUCCAGCAAGAGUGCCCCCUCCCCCGGCUCCUGUGCCUCCCGCCUCUCCCCGUGCUGUGCCUCGCCCUCCCUGCACCCCCACGGCAAAGCAGCGGCCGCCACCCCCCGCUCUCCUGCCCUCAGCCCCACCCCAUCUCACCUGUCGAAGGGAGUGGAAUCCCAGGACAAGCGUGGCAAAGGGCAGCCCCCCCAAGACUACCCAGAAUCCCUGGAACCUGACUUACCGCCUGGCUACACAUAUCCGGCCAUGGGCUACCGGGGUGGCCCCUCCCCCCAGGACGUCCGAUUGGCUGAGCCCGCCGACCUGGAGGCGGUGCAGGUUGAGCCGACGGAGCCGGGACCACAAUCCCUCCCGUUUGCCCGGGCAGGGCAGGACCUCGACAAUGACAGAGAGGAGCACCCCGAUAGGACUGCUGAGGAGGAAGAAGGUCCCCGUGGGGGUGUGGAAGGGCGGAGGACGAGGGACGACCUGCAGGGGGAGCUGUUUGUCUGCCCUGUGGCUGAAGUCCCGCCCACCGGGCCCAGUCUUCUGGCCUGUCCUGCAGGGAAGGAGUCCCUGGCAACAGAUGCUUGCCAAGAGGAACCGGACAUGGUGGGAGCCUCUGAGGAUGAAUGUCAGGUGGAGGAGGCGCAGGCGCAGGCGCAGGCGCAGGUGGAGACGCAGGUGGAGGCGCAGGUGGAGGAGAUCCAGGAGCAUGAGGAAGGCCUCUGGGACCAGCAUCCGACUGUGGACAUUUCCACCGAUACCUUCUCCCCUGGCUCAGCGAGGGAAGAGGAGCUGGUGACCUCCGGGGAGGGUAUGAGGGGGUCAUCGGGGACCCCCCCGGCGAGCCCCGCCCCCAGCGCGGCCUCCUGCCCCACACCCUCUCACGCCGUUGCCCGCUGCAUCUGGAGGCUGGAGCUGCUGAUCGCCGCCGCCCUCUGCGGUGACCCUACCCCAACCCCAACCGCCCCCCCGCAGCCCCAUGGGCUCUUGGCUUGGGCUCCCCACCGCGGCAUGGAACUACUGAGCGAGCUGGCCGGCCUGGAGCAGCAGCAUCAGCAGGGCGAGGAGCUGCUGACCUUUGACCUCCAAAGCCUGGCCACCCUGGCGGCUGCUCGAGCCCUGGAGCUGGAUGCUGGGGGCCACGUGGGGCCCAGAGCCGAGGCUGGGGCUGGGAGGCCUGGCUCCCUGCGGAGGACCCUCAACCUGCGCAGAAAGUGCAGCUGGACUCCCCGACACGAGCCGGUGUGCCCGACGAAGAUCGCCAUGGAGACGCUGGAUGGGCAGGAGCUGGCCAUGCGGGUUCGGCUGGCUGCCCUGCAGAGGCGCUACAAGGAGAAGCAGAAGGAGCUGGCAAAGCUUCAGAGGAAGCAGGACCACCAGAAAGAGGAGACUUCUCGAAGCCCAGCUCGCCGCGGACCAGGCCGUCCCCGGAAGCGAAAAUCCACCCCCAGUGCUGGUCCCCCCGUCCCCACAGAGGCCCCCAAGAGAGCCAGCUCUCUGGGGGCGGGGUUCGGCUCGGCCGGCGACGACACCCAGGGGGGCAGCGACUCACAGAGGAAGAGGACCAAGCUGUCCAGCCGUGCUUUCGCCCACCUGGGGGGGACACAGAUGAAGGAGGGGAGGUCAAGACCUGGGAUCCAGCGAGGGGUGCUGAGCUCCAAACUUGCACGCAAGGUGUCACAGCUAACACGGAAGGCCCAGACCAAGCAGCACCCCCUCACGGGGGCCCACGGCCGGGCCCCACAGCCAAUGAGGGCCAGUGAUUCUGGUGGCCAGAGCGACACAGCCAGCGGAGAUGGGGGAGUGACUCAGGAGGGUAGGAGGGGGGGGGAUGCACAGAUGAAGAGCCCCCUCCACUUGCAGGCCACUAGCCGUUCAGGGAACGAGCAGCUGCGCACACGGCAAGUGAUGGAGGAGAAGGACACGUCACCCACGGACAGCGAGUCCUCGGAGCAGGACGAGGAAGAUGAAGGCAGUUACGACAGUGAGGAAGGACAAAAUGGCAUCAAAGCUCCUUCCUCCAAGGAGCCUUCUCCGUGUACAGCCACCACUGGUCCCUCUCCAUCUUCUGUGGUGAAACUGGAGGCCAAUCAAAAGGCCAAGAAUAAGAAGGAAAGACAGGGAAUGCUGGGCACACCGACCACGCACGGCUCAGCGGGAGAGGUGAAAGUGAGGAAGAGGGCCCCCUGCAGGCCCGGUCCUGCCAUUGCAGCAAAGAGACACCCUGAGCUCUCGCCGCAGGAGGGGUCAAAGCUGGCACGCGGCUCCCGGGUACCGCCACACCAGCAGGAGGCACUGAAGUUGGGGAUGGGGGCCAGGGCUGGGUCCUGCGGGCGGGGCAGCGGCUUUCGUGCCCUGGGUUUGGCCGGUGAAAGGUUGAAAAACACCACUUGCAGGACCGCCGGGCUGCAGGCCUCUAUGAGCAAGAGGAUGGGCAGCUGGCCAGGCCUGGGCGCGGCCCCCAAGGGAAAGGAGCGAGGCAGGGGCAGGCCACGUAGGAACAAGCAGUCCAAGGCCCAUGGCGGAAGCCGGCUGCUGGAGAAACUGGCAGCGGAUGAGGGCUUCCAGAUGAACGAGGACAGCAGCUUCUCGGACGGGGACGAGGACGAGGAUGGUGGCGAUGGGGAAAACAUGCUGCAGUCGCACAGAGCGCCCCCCGCAGCCCUCCCGAAUUGUGUGCUGACCAAGGAGCUGCUGGUGGACGGCCUGAAGGUGCUCAUUUCCAAAGAGGACGAGCUGCUCUACGCAGCGUACGUGCACACGCUGGAGGUGCCCGGCAUCUACAGUGUUGUCAUCGACGGAGAGCGGGGACACCGGCCCAGGAUCUACUCCCUGGAGCAGCUGCUUCAGGAAGCCGUGCUGGAGGUGCGCCCAGAAACAGGCUCCAGGCUGACGACGGGGACGCGGGUGUGCGCAUACUGGAGCGAGCGCUCACGGUGCUUGUACCCAGGAUACGUGCAACAAGGGGGUCCUGGGGAGGAGCAGAAGGAAGGCAGCGUCAUGGUGGAGUUUGACGAUGGGGAUAGAGGGUGGAUCUCCUUGUCUAAUGUCCGCUUCCUUCCACCUGAUUACCAGAUCCACUGUGCAGAGCCACCUCCUACGCUCCUGGCCUCACAAAGUCGCAGAGGUCGCCGGAGCAUGGUCCUGGGGAAGAAUACACCGUCCAAUAUCUCCUCUGACCAACUGGACAACGCGGUGGCUGCAAGCGCACAGGACAUGAAGAACCCCAGUAAGACCAAGCCAGGCAAACCAAAAAGUGUCAACUCAGGAACAAAGAGUCCCACGUCGGACAGUGCGAAAGAGAGCAGUACCCCCCUUCUCACCUGGCCGGCGAUCGCUGUCCCCAGAAAAAAGCCCUCCCACAACUUCUUCCAGUUCAAUGGCACCCCUAGGAAAACAACUAAAGGGAAGGAUAUGUUCCCCCUCCUCAUGGGUUCGACUUCAACCCCAGCCAAAGGCAUCUUCAGAAGCACCUUUGAGGUGGAUUCCUUCAGCAGCAUUGCUAAUGGCUGCUCCUCCUUUGGCAGCCAGUCAGCCAUUGUGCCUCUUGGCCCUAAGAAUACUGCCUGCAGUCGGAGCAGGAGACCAGGAGAAGUCAGCACUCUUCGGAGUAAAAAGGCUGGUUCAGAAUUCCUGGUGAAGCUGGAUCAUGAGGGUGUGACAUCACCCAAGACCAAAAACAGCAAAGCCUUACUGUUGCUUGGCUCCUCAUAUCAGGGUAGCAGGAUGGACAAGGGAUUUGGGACUAAAGGCUUAGGGGACAUGUCUUCGCCGAUGGGACACUCACACCCAGUGCUGCUCGUCAAGGACAACAAGAAGGGUGGAAGCGCCCGUGCCGAGCUGCUGAAGAAGGGGGCCUCUCACCUGCGGAAGCCAUCUCCUGCCCUAGCAAUGGGCAGCUACUCAGACUUUGCCAUAAACUGCCUCACUGACUGCCACGGUUUCUACUCUGACAUGGACGAGGAGGACGAGGAGGAAGAUGAGGAGGGCAGAGCAGAGCUGGCUGCAGCCUCAGGCGGCCUGAGGACAGCGGGACGCUUCCUCUCUCGCCUCUCUGUGUCUUCCUCCUCUUCUGGGUCCUCCAGCUCAUCCAGCUCUGGCUCCUUGUCCAGCUCAAGCCUCUGCUCCUCUGACAACGACUCAUCCUACAGCUCAGAGGACGAGGAAGGCUCUACCCUGCUACUGCAGGGCUGCCUCUCGUCUCACCGUGCCCUGCUGCCGUCCACGGAGCCUCCGGCGCAGCGGACCUUUGUGGCAAAGGCCAUGGCCAUAAGCAGUUCCAAGGGAGGAGGGGUCAACAGCAACAGUGCUCACAACAGGCUGGUCAGGAGGAAAGAGUGCAUCAGCUCUCCCUCCUCACUCUUACCAUCCAAAAGCUCAAAGGAGCUUCCGAGGAGGGACAAGCUACCGUCAGCUAAUAGUCCACCCAAGAUGGCUCCCUUCCUUCCAGCACGGCAACUAUGGCGGUGGUCUGGCAACCCAACCCAGAGGAGAGGCAUGAAGGGCAAAGCACGCAAGCUCUUCUACAAGGCCAUCGUGCGCGGCCGCGACAUGGUGCGUGUGGGCGACUGUGCCGUGUUCCUGUCCGCCGGCCGGCCCAACCUGCCGUACAUUGGCCGCAUCGAGAGCUUCUGGGAGUCCUGGACCAGCAGCAUGGUGGUGAAGGUCAAGUGGUUCUACCAUCCAGAGGAGACCAAGUUGGGCAAAAGGCACAGGGAUGGCAAGCAUGCUCUGUACCAGUCCUCCCAUGAGGAUGAGAACGACGUGCAGACCAUCUCCCACAAGUGCCAAGUGGUCAGCCGCGAGGAGUACGAGCAGCUAAGUCGUGGCCGGAAGCUGACCCCCGACAGUCAGGACCUCUACUACCUGGCUGGAAGCUACGACCCCACCAGCGGUCAGCUGGUCACUGCCGAGGGGGUGCCUAUCCUGUGCUAGCAGCCCCCGAUAUUGCUCUCCUGGUGGCACUACUGAAAGACCUCAAUCAGAAAUGAUGGUCGACGAGCUGUGAUUUUUUUGCCUGACAGGGGACACUGUGAAGGGCAGGAGUUGUAACCGCAGACAUGCAACUGCCCCCUCUGUCAGAACUUCACCCUCUGCUUCCGCUACCCGCUGCUGGCACAGCGAUGGAGAGUGGUAGGCUGCUCGGGAAGUGAACCUUGGUCCAGCUGAGGCACGCCCCAUGGUGGAGCACGACGGCACUGCAGAAGAUGAGGAGCGGGAGUGGGAGAAAACCUCACGCUGUGUUGGUCCUGUGUUGGUCCCCUGAGAAGCCUCUGUCAUGAGCUGUUAACUACUGGAGCACGAUCAAAUGCAACCUCUGCAGGCUAAAUAGAGACAAAAAAAGACACAAAUGGAGUUUGUAAAAGGAGGUCCUCUUUGACGACUCGGCAGUACGGGUCUGUAGGUGCCCAGAACAACGGAAGGCACGGGUUAAGAUGUGGUCCGAACUGGCCGGCUUCGGAUCAUGGGGGUGCACUGGAAUUGUACAACUGGCACGAAGAGAAAGGCCUUGCAGGAGAGCAGGCCUUCAGAUGUGUACAGGAUACUGUCUAAACCACAAUUUGAGUAUUUAAAACACCUAGGCAACUCAAGUAGUCAUUAAAAUAAGUAUCCAAAUUUCGUCUACUUAAGAAUAACUGUCUGAGUAAGCCAUACAAAUCAGUACCUCUUGCCUAUUCGAAUUCAGGUGUAAAACUGUACAGAUCAAUGACUCUUUUCCACAUUUUUUAUACACAUAUCUCUGCAAAGAGAGACACUCGCCCCUCCUUUGAUGUUUUUCGAUCGCGCCUUUUAUUUUUCUAAUGGUGGAGCGUAUCGACUUAAGACCGUCCUGGUGAAGAUGAGCAGACGGUGGCAGAGGAGGCUAGCCCUGCCUGUGCCCGGCUGAAUCGAGACGGAGCACGGUGCAGAGUGCUGGUGGCAGUUUGGAACGACGACACGGGCAUAUUCCCCUGGGAAGAGGCUCCGAUCAGGAGCGAAGGAGCAGGAGAUUGCCUGCCAGCCUGGCUAUUUGUCCGCCUCAUUACAUUUCCUGUUCAUUUGUCUUUUUCUUUUGGCAACUAUUUAUUUUAUUUUUUUCAAAUCGCUAUGCUACUAUGAGGAGCAAAAAACUAAGAGACAGCUGCCUUGCCUGUACAAGAAGACAAAGACAAGGAAAAUGCAAAUCCUGAAACUUCACGAGGACACAUUACAAGCGCCAGUGACCGACAAACGAAGCGGCCGGCGAUCGUUUGCCGACGAGAUGCCGAAAGACGGUCUCUAUUGUUACUUACCGACCCUCAUAAAUGAGGACUAAGAGGGCCAGCCUGGUCUCUGUGGGUGUGCGUGAUUUUUCUCUGGUUUUGAAGGUCACUUUGAAACGUCAACACUUUUUUUCUGGCUUCAGAAACCAAAGGACCUGUAAGGUUUUCGUUAAAUUAUGAUAAAUUAAGUAUAUAAAAAAUCCAAUCAGAGUGUUGUAUUUUUGUUAAAUCCGGGAGCCUGCAAUCAGAUUGACGGACCUGAUUUAUUUAUGACUAAUUGACAAUGUUGAUUCUUACUUGUAUCGCGGGAGCACUCUCCAGCGUAAGCGUUACAUACCCGUAACGUCCCUGUUACGUUGCAGCAACGUUGAGAGAACCCAGCGCGCGUGCGUGUGUUUGCGUGUGUCUGUGUGUGUUUUGCUGUUUUCGCGUCGCAACCGGACCUGCGACUCUGGCACUUGUAGGCCCGUUACGGCCUCCUCUGUGUAACUGUGAAGGACAAUCAGACUAGCAGCGAUGUGGCGCAUUUUCCAAGGGGGCACGCAUAAUCAAACACGUCAUGUAUUUGGGUGUUUUUUUUGCCAAAACCAUUUUGUCAUUCUUUUUGUUGCUGUCAUUUAAUAUGCAAACUUGUAAUAAGUUAAUUAAGUGUGUGAAUGAGUACAUGUGGGGGACGGGGAACUGUUGUACAUUUUUUUGUAUGUUAGUGUUGGUGUUACGAACAUUGCAAACCAAAUAGCUUUAAAGAGAAAUCAGGGGCUACAUUAAAUGUCGCUUACCUUUUUAACUGCGGUAUGACCUAAAUGGUUGAUGUCCUAAAAUAAAACAAAUAUGUAUUUUACGCAAACUUACACUGGAUUCAUUUCUGAACAUUGUUUGAUAGCAUCAGCAGCGUGCCUUUAGGAGUGUCUGUGAUCCCCCCCCCCUCCCCCCACAGGAAGUGACAUCAUUGUGCAGCCUGAUUUUGAUACCCACAGGGAAAUACUUUACUGGUUUAUCAAAUUUUGUUGUUUAAGUUUUGUUGUUGUUAUUGGAUUAGCCAUUGCGGUCUGUGUUCCCUCUUGAUAAACAGCCAUGGUUAUUUUCUAACCUUGCUGUGUACUGUAAGCCUACAGGCCAUCUUAUGCUAAGUGAUUUAAAAAUUCAGUUUAUCUUUUUUUUGUACGUAUCAAAAAAAAAUCUCCAAGAGUUCUUUGUCUGUCUUAAUGUUUUAAGAAGGGCAGCACAUUUUUCAACAUUUUUUGCCUCCAUCUAAAGCUGUCAGUUUUAACAUUUUUAAGCUUAUUUUUAAAAAAGAAAUCUGCUUGUGAAAUCUGAUGUUGAAAAGCACUAACUGCAAGUAGCAGGUCUGUUUACCGGGGACUCGAGGGACUCCCUCAUUCUUUUAGUACAGGUGUCUGAAAGGUUGUCAGUCACUAUUAUAUAAUGGCAGCACUAAUGAUCACUGUCCUCUGUACCAUUAAGAGACAUUAAGAAACAAAUUCAGUUCAUACUAAGCCGCAAAGCUGGGUGACCAUAUUGCCCGUCCUCUCGCUAAUACCUCCUGAAUCAUACUGCUCUUUCUUAAUUUGAUUAGAAUCCAUGACAGAUCUGUGCUCCUGCUGCCUCUGUUAUUCUCAGUGUUCUGCUUUUUUAAAAUAGUUAUUGGAGGCACAGGGAGAUGGGCCCCCCCGGGAAGCCGGCCCGUGACGGCAAAGGCCGGAGGAGCCCCCCGACAGAUCCCCUCUGCCGCAUGUCUGCGUCAGACGCAUGUGUGAAUGACACUGGAUGAAGGGACACGAAUGUACUGAGGACUGAGUGUAUAAAAAAAACUCCAAUCAUGUAGACUGUGACUAUUUCUUUCCGGAGCAGAGCACCGGAAUCCGUAAAGGGGUGUAACUCCAAGGGGGGGCCUUCACAGACGAGCGCAGUCGUGCAGAAAAAGGGACUUGCCUUCUCCAGUCCUUUUUGAAUCAGACCGGUCAAAGUGUAACCCCUUGGUGCAUGAAGGUGGUUUUUAACGGGGCACGUGACGAUGCGAUUGGGCACAUUCUCAUGAGACAGAAGUGAUGUCACUGUGGCAAGAUCACACCCCCCCCCCCCCCCCAAAAGACACAGGUGCAAUACUAUUAUAACAUAUAGAAUUGCAUUGAUAUUCAGUCGUUAGGAUGCGAGGGCUUAAUGCAACUGUGAUGAAUUACUGAAGGAGAUGCAGGAACAUCUCUCCUUACAUGCCAUGUUAUUUAAAGUCACUAUUGACCGCGCUUAGGAGGGAAUAAGUUAAGGGUUAAGGCGUGUACCUAAAAAGCGGUAUUUCUCAGAGUUGCUAAAUAAAUAUAAAAAUAUUUUAACACUGAUUGAGAUUUUUUUGAGAGAUCGAUACUGGUAUUUUGUAAUUUCUUUGUUGUCGUUCCCCCUCGCAAAGGUGUUCCAUGUGGUAAAGAUGUUGUAAAGGUUCUACAGUGACGGCUCCGUUUCCAUUCCACACUUUGGGUCGACGUCAAAAUGGAGUUUAUGAACUAUGUAAAAGCAUUUCAGUAUUAAGAUUUUUAUAUAUGGCUUAUGAAUAAAGAUAAGAAAACCAUG
Molecule: messenger RNA, 12969 nt
Organism: Paramormyrops kingsleyae
Lineage: Eukaryota; Metazoa; Chordata; Actinopteri; Osteoglossiformes; Mormyridae
Gene: bahcc1b
Product: BAH domain and coiled-coil containing 1b
Molecular function (GO): chromatin binding
Source: RefSeq, a predicted model, not a curated record